AUGUCUACGCAGACAUUUUCUGUAUCUUCUCAAGAUGUCAUGACGUCGAUUGUCUUGCCAACAAUCGUCUUCUGCAUUGGGAUGGUCGUCGCGAUGCUGGUAUGAUUCAAAUUUCUAACCUCCCAUUAGUUUUUCCAGGUUGGCAUAAACAAAUGCAAACAGUGGGAAUUGGAUAAAGUUGUGGAAAUGAGGCGAACAAGACGCGUUUUGCAGCGCGUGACAAAUCUACUGCGCGAAAAAAAUUUCAAGACAAUUCAAAGUUUGAUUUUUUCGUUUUUCUAGAAAUAUGAUUAUGUUUCAGAAGCUCGUAAUAUGAGAAAAAGAGCUGCGAAAAAGCAGAAUACCUCUGGAGCCUUCGCUCCACCGCUCUACGCAUCCCAAUUAUCUCAAGAAACCCCGUUAGUGCCAAUAUUUAGAUGCCCAGGUAAAAAUCGAUGUUUUCAGUUGUGGAACUUCACCACCUCCUUCCUAUGAGGACGCUCUGCUUGAUGAGUAUUACCGUGAAUGUCUUCCAAGGAGGUUUUUCAUUCUUAAUUUCUGUCUUGGAUAUCGAUUAGUAGUUUUCUGAAGAUAUGCAGCAAACUCAGUCAAAAUUGCGUGCAACUAAACCGAAUCAAAAGGAUAACUUAGAUGUGCAAACCUUUUUUUUUGACGAUUUUUUUUGUGAGUUUUUUAUUAUACUACAAAAUUUGACAACGUUUUUAAUGAUGAAAUUUACAUUUUUCUACUGAGAGCCUAGAAGUGAUUGAAGUGAGAGAAGGCAAGUUUCCGAAAAGUUUUCAAGAAUAAAAAAUCUCAAAACCUUCCUUACUUUCCUUUUGAAGCGACGAAUUUCAAAAUAAAAAGGGGAAAAUUACUCUCGCUACUUCUUGCAUCAAGAAGAUCCAUAGUGAAAUUAGCGCCUUUCAUGGAUUUUGGGUGGUAUGAAAAAAACACCAGCGAGACUUCAAACGGCGACUUUUCCGAUUUUUUCAUAUCGCUAGAGAACUUUCCGACGAAUUUUUUUCCGAAUUUUUUUUUUCGAUAAAAUCUGAGUUUUAAAUCUUCCUCUAUAAAGUAGGUAGUUUAUUCAUGAUUAAAACACAAAUAAAUAGAAAAAAAAUGUUAAUAGAUGUUUUAAAAACCGAAAAACAUAAGGGAAAAAAGUCGGAAAGGGAUCCGUCGGAAAGUUCUAGCGAUAUGAAGAAAUCGGAAAAGUCGCCGUUUGAAUUUUCGCUGGUGUUUUUUUCAUACUACCGGAUUUUGAUAGGUCAAGAUUCCAAUGUUUUGAGAACACCUUAUUGAGAGCACGAAUAUAAAUAGUCUGUUUUGCAGACGUUCGACGAUCGUGUCAGAUCAUAAAAGAAGAACUUCAAGGACGUCUACCAGCUCACGUCACGCUGCUUCUACAUCGCGUAAACGCUCUCGAAGUACUGCUCGCAAGAAUUCAACUUUCAAUGUUUGA
Caenorhabditis auriculariae is the source of this 1444-nucleotide messenger RNA. Lineage: Eukaryota; Metazoa; Nematoda; Chromadorea; Rhabditida; Rhabditidae. The record is from the annotation of a GenBank genome assembly.